Schistocerca americana (American grasshopper) is the source of this 624-nucleotide messenger RNA. RefSeq lists its product as uncharacterized. The transcript has a single exon. NCBI's taxonomy places the organism in Eukaryota, Metazoa, Arthropoda, Insecta, Orthoptera, Acrididae. Bases 1 to 624 code for a protein of 207 amino acids. The record is from RefSeq and is a predicted model, not a curated record.
AUGGCUAAAGCUAAAGCUGAAUCAGUAAGGGAGGCAUAUGAACAACUACAGAAAAAUCAGGAUAUGAGACAACUGAUACAAAUAGGCAAAUCAAGAGAUAAAGCUUCUAAGGAUCUAACAGCAAUAAAACAAAUGAAAGAUGAAACAGAAAUAAUUCUGCAUGACCAUGGAAAAAUAAUCCAAAGGUGGUUGAAUUAUUUUGAGAAAUUGCUGAAUGAAGAAAACGUAAGAGUGAAAACUGAGGAAGGAGGGGCAAAUGAAGGAUUAACGAUGGAUAUAAGUAGAGAUGAAGUCGAAUGGGCAGUUGAAAAGGUGAAAAAUGGGAAGACAGUUGGCCCAGACCAGAUCCCCGUUGAGCUAUGGAAGUGUCUCGGUAAAAAGGGAAUUGAGCUCCUUUGGGAUUUAAUGAAGAAGAUUUGGCGACAGGAGGAGAUGCCAGACAAGUGGAGAACUAGUGUACUGAUCCCAAUAUUUAAAGGGAAAGGUGAUGUGCAGGACUGCAGUAACUAUAGAGGUAUUAAACUGAUGGCACACACAAUGAAAAUUUGGGAAAGAGCUAUAGAAGCAAGAUUACGCAAGGAGACUGUGGUGUGUGAAGAACAGUUUGGGAAGAGGAACGACUGA